Molecule: messenger RNA, 21803 nt
Organism: Pocillopora meandrina
Lineage: Eukaryota; Metazoa; Cnidaria; Anthozoa; Scleractinia; Pocilloporidae
Source: the annotation of a GenBank genome assembly
AGCUUAUUGUUAUGCUAACAUGGAGGAUACCUCGAGCGAACCCGGAUUUCCCUAAAAUAUGAGAUUUAACCAAAAGGAACUCGCUUUUAUUGCUACAAGAACAGACAUUCCCUUUGACAAGGAAGAUGUAUUGUGGUUGAAGGAGAAAGAAGGCCAUUUCUGGCAAAGGAACGAAGGUAAAAUAUAAACAGAUGACUUCAAAUGAUCGAGAUAUUUAAAGGAAAGUAUUUUUGACAUCCAGAAUCGUCAAUUACCUAAACAGUUAGGUUAAUAAAUUUUUUGUCUUCGCUGUAUAGAAUACCUUUAAAUUGUUUUAAUAAUUAUAAAUGUAACCUCUGAAUCUAAGUUCGUGCAUUUUUGAUGCCUAAUUAUAACAUGAGGUUUACCGCGAAGCAUAUUUGUAAUCCGUGAAUUACAUUUGCAAGAUUAUCUCGUUUCAAUUUUCUUGACAAAAAUGCUAUUGGUCCCAUUAAAGAAUAAUUCUUGGUAUAGCUCCAUUGUGUCAAAUUAUGUAGUUUGUUGUAAUGAAGUGAUAAAUAAACCCUUGGUUGAUUUUAGAAGGAAGAGCAAUAUUGUUCUUGUCCAAAUAUUGCAUGUGUUCAUAUUAUAUUUGAAACGAAACCAGGUAAAUGCAAGAAUCAAUACACAUCAAUCGAGAUUAUCCAGCAAUUUUGAAAUUAAAAUUUCACAUACAGUUAUCUUAAUACUGUGCAGGAGACGAGAAGGUUUGCCAAAAAUUUGAGAUGCUUUAAGGAAAUUGAAUCAAUGUUUUUUUCCUUAAGUUUAUACAGAAAGAUGGUUUCGCCUCAGAGGAAAUCUGCUGUUCUACUUCAAGACAAAAGACAAGGUUUGUAUGCAUCUGUGACCUAUUAACCUAACUAGUCAUGAAAACUGUAUACCUGAUUCACUAUAGCUUGCUGUUAGCUUGGCAGAAAGUAAAAAACCUUUGACUUAAUAAGUGAUUUCAUUAGUAUUGUCACAUUUAUCAUGUGAACAGCAGCAAUGGCAAUAAUAACAACAACAAUGGCACUGACUAUGAGUUUGUGGGAGGUUAGGAUCACCAGAAUUAAGGGGGAGGCAUCAUGUAAGGCAUCACGGCUUAUCUCCAAAGGGUGAUGAGAUUUCAGGAUUGCUUAAAAUUUUCAAGAUCCAAAAUAUUUCAGUGUACCAUUUGCCAACCCUCUGAAGAGCAGAUGAAACAUUUACUCGUUGGUUAUUAACUGGUGUUUGAUUUAAAACUGAGACCAAAUUUUUGUGAUUUUAUGCAGACCUCUGACCCUGUUGGUGCUAUAGUGCUUGAACGGUGCCGAGUGUUAAAAGACUCACCAACUCAGAAGAAGCAUGGAUUCACAAUUGGUAAAUUAUUUCUUCCUUUAUAAGUUAGGCAAGGCAUGAAAUAGUGCAUCUUCACACAAUCAUUUGGAGUUUGAUUUACAUGAUCACAAUAUUUGAUGUCCAAUGCACUUACCAAAAAAUAAUCUUGGCCAACCUGUCUCUAAUUUCUUUCUACCUGAUCAGUUUUCCUUGCUUUAAUUCCAAAAUAAUGUCUGUGCAGGAGGUAAUUAAAUUUCUUAACUCUCUAACUUCCAGAAGUGAUUAAUAUGUUACUUCUCCCUGUAGUAUUCAUACAUUAUUCAGCAAACAGGUGGUAAGAAUACUCAAACUCAUCAGGUACAAUUUUUGACCUUGAUUGAACACCAAUUUCUUGUAAACAAAGAAAUAUGUACUAGCUAGAGAGGAGAAUUGACUGGGUUAACUGUAAUGUCAAGACUGUGUCAUUCAAUUCUCAAUUCAGUUAUGACAGAUUAUUUUUGGUGCAUGGUGGUUUAUCCAUUGGCCAUUGAUUCUUUUAAUUCAACAGUGUUUGAUGAAGAUGACACUCAGAGGUAUCAUCUCAGAGGAAAUUCAACCAAAGAUACAGAAGAAUGGAUGGAAAAGAUAAAAAAUGCCAGGUUAGUUGAAUAUGUCUUUGGUUAUGUAUGGCAAUCUCUGGACCCUUGCCUUUGGACCCGCCAUUGUGUCUCUUUACUGAGUGAUGGUAAAAGGGAAGUAUCUGACUUUAACCUUUUUAAAUUGGUCACAAAGCUCUUAUUUCUUUUUCUUUAUUGAAUGAAUAGUUAUGAAAGUCUAAGAAGCAAGCUUCUUAGCUUGAGGAAACAGCUGAUGGAGAUUACUGGAAAGGUAAUACUUGUUAAAAUAGAGAAAUAUCCUGCUGUUGAGAUCCAGGAAUGUAUUAAUCUACUUUUCAACACUUAGUGGUUGUCCUAGAAAAUUCAUGCGUCUUUUUCAGCCACUUACAUUCAAAACAAAAAUAAAUUAUACAAUCAGACAGGGUCCUGCAAACCUUGCUGCUUCAGGAAUCAUUUCUCAAAGUGCUGUGAAUUUUGUUUUAAGUUAUGUCUUCUAAAUGCUUGAAUCAUAUAUUAACUUAAAUUCUUAAUUGUUUAUCACAGGAUCCACUUCCAGAUUUUCAUCCUCUAGCCCAACAAGAGGUAAUUUUUUCAUCCUACUUGAGGUUUUCAAAAAUCUGAAGAAUCUGGUUUGUAGAUCUUUAUAAACAUUUGGCUUAUGUGUCCACAUGAGUGAGGUGUGGCAUAUUUCAGAAAGAAGGGAUAUUAAAAAUCUUGGAAGAGAGAGUGAUGAAUUAAAAAAAUCUUGAAAAUUAACAAACUAGACAUGGUCAGUAGUAUUUUCCUGUGCAUCAUGCAGCUACCUUAUUUUAUUUUGAGUUCAUAUUGGCUUAUUUUAUAUAUUUUUUUGUUCCAAUUGGUUAUUGUGAUUACUGUGAUUUUGGUUUUACAACACUCAUUUGAAAUGUGCAUUUCUAAUGCAUUAUUUUCAUCAACAGCCCCUCAAGCCUGGCAUUGGACAGUACUCAUCUACAAGUACAGCAGAUGCUGAUGAAACUCCUUUCUUGGAAAUGUGUAUUGGUAGGUUUAGAUCAGACACUUACAGUAGAAUUAUGACAAAGUAUGCACCAUGUGAUCAAAGACUCUUGAUCCUAAUCACUGGUUAACAAAGGCAACUUUUCAUUUAUCUCUGACUUGACAAUAAGAGAUAAAUAAAAAUUUUAUGUACUAGUAAUAGGGUAAUGCCCAACUCUUACUCCAAGGUUGGCUGUAGUAAAAUCCUUAUCAUAAUUAUAGAGGAUGAGUUUGAAAGUGGCUGCAAGGAAGCUCAGUGUUCUCCAGGGAUUUUUCUGUGCUCAGCCAUAAAAAAAAGCACCAGAGCACCAGACAGCGAAGGUUGAAAUUGAUCUCAAAUCAAGACAGGUAUUUUGCUGCUUUGUCUAUUUGAAGUAGCUGAAUGAUGCUUUAGAAACAAGGCUGGUAGCUGACAAAACACCAGCUGCUAGUACUUUUGUAGAAAACUGGAAGUAUGGACCUUAAAAUUAUUUAGUAAGCUGUAUUUAUUUUUCCAGCUUGUCAUCAGCUGAUUAGUUCAGAGGAAGGACAACUGCCAAAUGCCUUUGUUGAAAUUAGAACCAUGACCCCACCCUCAACAUCUUGGAGUAAACAUGCACAGACUGAAAUAAUUGAGGUUAGUUUAUAGGGUGGGUUGGCUGGGAAAAAGAAGGUUUGUCUUUUAAGAAUAAAUUUUGGAGAUGGAAAAUUGAAUAAUUCUCUUGAUUAUUUCCUUAGAUGUAGAUGCACCAAUGAUGUGCAUGGAAAUUAUGAGACAAAAAUAUGUAUACCUGUAUUUGUCUGCCUCAUGACCAAUUGAAAGAAUUUCCCUUAAUAAUAUUUAUACAAUAUGAAGCAGGCAAGUGAUUAGAAUAAAGAAACAUAUAAACAAGGGGACUAUUGCACAGUUGAUUUUAUACCAAAAUCUCCAAACUGUUAUUGUAAGAAUUGUAUGACAGACAAUAAAGAGAAUUACUAAAAAGUAGACCUUUGGAAUGAAUGGGUUAAGUAGUCUUUUGUGUUGCUAAUAUGGGCUGCAAGCUAAUUUUGUUUUUAAAAAUCACCACUUGGAAACUUGAAAUUACAAACUUUUUUCUUGAAGGAAAGGUUAUCAAUUUGGAGGUUUUUAGUACCUGUGCAUCUGAGGGCUUCUUCAUACCUGUGCGCCAAAGAUGAAUAUGCAGAUUGUUCAAAAAGAAAGCAAUAAAGUCCUGAUUAUAUUUUACAUCAUCAACACUUAGUGAUUAAUACAAAGCAACCUUAUGCAUGCCUACUGAUUGAAAGAUGCAAAAUAGAAGUCAUGUUUUUUCUACUUGUCGUGGCAACCAAAACAGUAUUUUUAUGCUUGACAUCAGAUUUAUUCAUAAUGCAUACUUUAACUGUGUUCUCAGAGAUCAAAGACAAAGACACUGUGCAUUGUAUUUGAAUUUUUGAUCGUAUUUUGUUAAUAUGUUAUCAUGUGUUUCCUUUGAAUGUCUUCAGCAAAAAAUUGACCCAUAUUUUCUGACAACUGUGGUGUUCCCUGAGGGAACAGUGAAUGAGAUGACUCGUUUAAAAUUAGCGGUGUUUGAUGUCAGAGACAGAGAAAAUGAAGAGGUAUGUGUGAUCUUGUCAUGUAGUGCUUGCUUUUGAUGCCAAUAAAAAGAUGAAAAAAUUGUGCUGUUAUCUAAACUGAAUUUUGGCCUGUCCCUUACAGAUGUCCUUGUUGGGCCAAGCAAUGUGCACAAUGGGUGACAUUUUAACAUCAGUUGAUCAGAAAUUGCUCUUAACUUUGACGUAAGUAGUCCCAACAAAAAGUUAUUUUCAAGAGUCAUAAGCCAGUAAGAUUUGUUCUAAUCAUAGUUUGUUUAUUUGUGUACUGUUUUAUUUCCAGUCCUCUUGAUUCACCUGAUGCCUGUGGAACUGUCACAGUACUCGGAUGGAAGGUGAGCAUGGAUCAGAAAAACAACUUUGAUUAAGGCAUAUUUGGAUUUGAUGCAGUAGGGUAGAAAAGUUUCUUUCUUCAAAAUUCCAUUCAUCCUUUUAUUCAUCUGUUAAUUUACCAAACAGAUUCCAUGCUACCACGUGUCUGUCUGGCACUAGAUCACAGAUGACAUCAAAUUGUGGUAAUAACGAAAAUGUGGCACAUUAGGUGCAGCUGACUGUGUCACUGAUGUUCUUACCAAUGACAGUUUGUCAUCUCCUGUGUUUUAUUACUGUGCAGGCCAACAGCAACAUGGAAUCAGUUUGUUUUAUAUGAUAAAAAAUGCAAAAUGUUGUUAGAGGUGACACCAUCUAUGCAUCUGUCAUCCAAUAGUUCACAAGAAAGAACUAUGAAAUGGGUAUAAUUCAGUUUAUCAUUUAAUCCUUUGACCCCCAAGAGUGAUUAACAUCUAAUUUCUCCUUACAAUAUCACCCCUGAAUCCCACAUUAAGGUCAUGAGAAUCAAGGAAAUGAUCACUAGCAUAAGACUCUCUUGAUUGUUAAACUAAUUCUCCUUGCCAGCACCUUAGGAAAUCUAAAGACAAUUGUAUGGAGAAUGUGCAUAUUGAUGUUAGGGUGUUAAGGGUUAUUUGCUUUUUGCUCCCUUGCUCAGAAGUAAUUUUUUUGUAUAGUUAUGUUGUAGACAAAACAAAAUUCACCUGCAAAGAAAAUAAUGAAAAUCCAAACAUAAAGGCAAAAAUUACGUUUGAUAAUGAUUUAAAAGUGGCUGGUAGUCUUUGCCAGACCAACUCAAAGACGCAGCUCUUCCAUUAGUCAUUUUCCGAUUUUUUUUAAUAUAAGCUAUGUGUUCCAUGAGUAUCCUCACUAAAAUUGUCGAUAGAUAUCGCACUGUGUAAUUAAUUAUCGCAAUUGUUAUUGAAACGUUUAUGUCACUGGGCGCCAAAAGUACAAUUGAUGAGGAUAAUGAUGAUGAUGAUGAUGAUGAUGAUGAUGAUGAUGAUGAUGAUGAUGAUGAUGAUUUUUAUUUUCUCUAUCUUCUGAUCAGGUGGAUGGUCGUAAAUCAUCAAAAAGAAUUUCUCAAAUUGAGGUAAAGGUAUUUUUAGUCACGUAUAGUGCGAUUGGUCUGAGUUAUUCCCUUAGCUAAAGGAGUAUCUUUGUCAUUGCAGGAGGAGAAUGAUAUGGGAACCAGGAAGAAUAGCGGAAGGUAACACAUGUCAAAGCCCUAAUGAAGUUCGGUUGUGCUUUUUUUUUUGUCUCUCGAUUUAACCACUUAGGCUCGAUGUAGCCACUUCCGAUGUGGAUCGCGACGUUUCGAUUGAAUACUGUGAGACUUUUUUUUCAGGCGAUGUGGUCAUCUGUAUACGCGUCAUCUUAUGAACCGCUAUUCUCUGAUUGGUUGGUUUUUAAAAGCUGUGAUUGGCGCGUUUCGGAGAUGUGUUCUUUCAGUGGUUUACAGUCGCAAGGCUAUCUUAUGGUUACGUUUCAAGAUCGUCGGCGUCCGUGCCUCUGGGAUUUUUAUUCUACUGUCUCUGUUAAAAUUCUUUAGAUGAAGUCUUAGCUGUAUUGCCAAUUUUACCUGGCGUGUGCAGCAUUGGGUAUCAAUAUCAAUAAAAUUUACAUCGUUUCAAAGCAGGCAUUGUCCGUAAUUGUGAGCAUAAUGUUUUAAUAGUUGACGUGUAUCCAGUCGACCUUCUCGCCCGAAGAAAAUUAUCCGUAUGCGAUGGAAAAAACCCAAUCCACAUGGUAAUAAGCUGAUGAUGAUGAACAUAAUGAAAUUAGUGAUUCAUUUCUUUCCUUCAAUUUUUGAUUUCGUAUAGAUCAAUGGCGAUGGUGGAACACAUUCUGAAAAGAAGUUAUAGAUUCCCAACCACGUAAGAAUGACAAAAUCGUGUACACUGUCCGUGUGCUUCAGGUAGAACAGGAAUGAACAUAUUUAGGAGGAGUGAGCUUCUUCCUAUAUAUAUAUAUCGUAUCGUCACGCUAACCUAAAACCUCCUCAGGUGAUUACAGCGCUUUUCGAGUGUCGUAAAGCUAAAACCAAAGUUAUCAAAACAGCCAAUCAGAACAAAGGAAAAUACACUUAAGAACCAAUGAGAACUCAAAGAAAAAACAAGCGAGCUGCGAAAAGCGCGGGAAAACACAGACAAAGUUGUGAUUGGUUCGUAGUUUUGUAUCUGAUUGGUUGAGAGAGUCACGCGAGUUUACGUAUACUAAUCCUUUUUCUCGUCCCUUCCAGGAUGCGAGGUGUUGUUCUCAAAGUGGUGGAAAUGAUGGGAGAGAGCGUCCUCACUUUUAAAAUACCAAUUCAGCUGUUGUGAGUACUUAAAAUCUAUCAAAUACGAGCCCGCAAGCGCGCGAAGGAACGUGCGAGAGGUCUGCUGGGGUCCUUUACUAACCCUCGCGGACCUCGCGCGCGCUCUCAUUGCUCGACUGCUCGAAACGCGCAGGGCUACGCUGCUUAUAUCGUAGCGCUUAUUAGAACCUGUCCGCAGGCCAGUCAAAUACUGAUUAUUAUGACUAAACGCAGUGUAACCAUUUUGCAUUACAUAGACCUGUUUUGUGCAAGUCACCAUGGUUCAUAGAGCUCCAAGUCCGUUUUUUUUCAGAGUCGCCACUCGGCUACUUUAAAUCAUAAAACAGUGGCCAAAAAGAUUAGCUAAGUUGCCAGAAUAUAAUAUUUUUUUUAAGUUAAAGAAAUAACUGAUCGGCGCUUUUACUUGGAGGUUUGCGCGACAUCUCGAAGCAUCAUACUCAGACAAUCGAAGAGAAAGUGGUAAUUUUUUCCAUACAUGAAUACUUCGGAGCAUUUUAAAAUAGUAUUUAACGCAAAUGUUUCUUUCAGUUCAGAAUUGGAUCUUGAGCACUAAGUAAUUUUAAAAAACAUCGCAGCUUGUAACGUGACCACCAAAUAGAUUGUCAACUCGGCGAUUCUCGCAGCAAAGUUAGUACCAAAUUUCUCCUACUCGCCAUUGCCACCAAAGCGCUGGGACCUUUUAGUUUCGGCUUGUAAAGUACCAUUUUGUUUUCAGGAAAAUGUAUAUCGCAGAGGAGCAGCAGAAGAUUCUUGAGCUUCACCACCUGGGAGAUGUGAGAAUUCAUUUACAUUUUUGUUAAGUGGUAUUUGAUAGAUGUAGUGAAGAUGUAAGUCAUUUCAUUGAAAAGUGUAUUAGGUGGAUACCAGCCUGGUAGAGAGAGCACUCAUCUGCAAUCGGCCCCGUUGAAAAUAGGUCCAAUAAGAAACGUUGAUACGUGUAAUUUUCCUAAGAAUUAGAUACCACUAAUCUUCAUUUGAAGAGCGCUGCAACAGUGAACUAAGAGAUGGUGUUCUCAAAUUGUCUGGUCUCUAAAGUAUCGAUUUUAAUUGAACAUUUUUAUUUUAGUUGAAUCCUAACUGGGAAAAUGCUCGGCAAGAGAUCCUUGACAAUCAUUUCAAGCUCAUCUGUGCUUACAAAGGCAAUCUUCAAGAACUUGUUCCUUUACAAGGUUCGUUGUAAAAACAAUACGUAUUUAAGAUUGUUAUGACCGCAAGUGAUGUGGAUGCAGAUGAUUUUAUUAGACUUAAGAGUGACUAGCAUCUAAUUUCUCCCUACAAUGUCACGCCUGGAUCACACAUAUAGCUUACGAGAGUAAAGGAAAUGAUCACCGAAUGAAGGAGCUCUUGAUUUUUUUAAACAAAUUCUCCUUGUCAGCACCUUAGGAAAUGUAUAGAGAAUAUACAAGCUGAUGUGAUGGUGUAAAGGGUUAAAUUGAGACUUGCACUUCUUUGUUUUUAGGUACAUUUUUUAAGCCUGCGAGACUCAGAAAUGAUAAGAAACUGGCUUUUAUUCCAAUUAAUCUGCACAUUCAGCGAAUGAAGGUUAUGCAAGACAAUGAGGGAGGUACGGAGUUGUAGAAGCGUACAUGUUUGGUUGCGAUGAAUGUUCCAUUAGAAGCCCCUUUAUCGAAAAAGAAAUUAGUCCAAUCAAAGCUGGCAAGAGGUGAAAAGAAAGAGGAGAUAAAACCAGUUCCAGUUAGAUGUGUAGAUGGAGCCGAGUGUUGGAAUAAUGGAGUUGGUGCUGAGUGGGGGAAAAGUUGUUACCAGUCCCGAGGGCGGGAAAAUAUGUUACCAAUGCCAUGCGUACGACGAAAUAUUACCAACGCAGGCGCGCGAAAACAUAUAGAUACUGCACACGUUGAGCGCAAGGAAAAUUGGUUACCCGCUCCUAGCGCAAAAAAAAAAAAUGUUAUCGGUGCCAUGCGGGGGUAAUGUAACUGUUGUCAAGCGCGGGACAGCUUGUAACCGGUGUUAAACGCGGGAAAGCUAUAGACGUCAGUGGCGGUGUUCUUAGGAAAAAAAACUAUCCUUUUUUUUUGUGUACUGCAUUGUUGUUAAAAUAGUAUUUUUUUAAGGCAUCUUCGAGGUCGUUUACACGAGGCUUUAAUGAUGAAAUACAAGGUGCUUUUUUUUUCAUCAGGGACAUUGUAUGACAUGGUCACCGUCGGUGCUCCAGCUGCUCAUACGCUUAAAUUUGGCCAGGGAGGACUAAGGCGACUGUACACGACACUUAGGAAGGCACAACAGAGGUAUGCUUACAUGAUAGAGUCAGUGCAACCAACUUUGCUGGAGUACUAAGCGUAUUGCAUUGAAAUAUUUCGUACCAAACGGUUAUAGUGAUUCCCGAUGUCUAUGAUAUAGCUCAGGGGACCUCUAAGGGUAUCAAAUGGUAAAUCUAACAAAUUUAAUUGACUUUCAGUGGUGGGGAGAGUGAAAACAAAGCUCCAGUGGUGAAACAGCUCAGAGGUGAGUGCAGGAAGCGGGGGUGAAAAGGAUGGGUUGAUAUCCACCACAGAGCGUUAAAGAAAUAUCCAUUUAUGGGUAAACUAGCUGAUUUUUUGGCUCUGGCUGCGUUCACAAAGAUAUCAGCGAGUUAAUGUUUCAGUCAUUUGUAUAAAAGGGUGUUUUACGAUUUGACAGCAUAUGUUUUCCGAAUUAGGAGAUAAUCGCAGUUACAGAGCAUUUAAUUUUUGUACUGAUUUGUGUAGAUCGGCAAAUGAAAAUUGUGGUUGGACUUCUCCGUCGGAAGCUGUUAUAAACUCCUCGUUUGUUCUUUUGUAGUUAAUUUGGAAAAAUUUAAGUCACAACUGAGCCAACAUUGUGAAAAUGUCAAGAAGUAAGUCGCUAAAUUUUGAUUUCUAUCUUUUACUUAAGAGAAUGUUGAACGAACAGUUAACUUCUUACUUUCCAAGUGAAUACUUUAUCAUGAUUGCUCUCAUAAUAGGGUUAGGCUUUUUUAGCGAUGGCAAAAAAAAAUGUAGGAGAGUAUUAUUUUAUUCAGUGAAAUGUCGAAAAUGACAUUUUCGGGAAAGGAAAAACGAAAAAUGUUGUGGAUGCGAAAAGUAUCGAAUAAAUUUUUUUCCUUUUUUGGUUUUAUCCGAAUUUUAUCUGUUUUUGUAUUCAGCUGUUGCCCCAAUAUCUUUGUGAAUUUUAUACUAACAGUUUUAUUGCAACGUCUUAGAAAUAAUUAUCCGUUUGUUGCUUCGUUUUCUAGGGCCAUCAGAUCGGGAGAUGUGACAAAUCUCUUGGAAACCAUGUCGCGUCUUUCAGACAAGGUAUGUAGGAAGGGUCACGUGCUCCAUUAAUUAGACCUUGCUUUGUUUUGAUUGGUCGUGAAAAACUCGCGUUAUGGUCUGAACCAAUCAGAUCAAAAUUAAAACCAAUAGCGACAAGGUCACUCAUUUUCCCGCGCAGGGGUUUGGUUACGUGUAGUGACUUCCGUUCUAAUCAAUCCGUAGUGUUAUUUGGCAGAGCACUUUAUACCGACAUUACGUCUGUCCACCAAGGCUUACAAUGAACUGGGUACAAGAAAAUCAGUAUGUUGAUGGGUAUUCUGGGAAGGAUCAGCCUUCCUUUCCUGAAAGAUCUAUGUGCUUUAGUCAGUUCACCUUUUUAUUUGGUUUUAAAUUUUUUCUUACAUGUACGAUUUUGUUUUUUUGUCUCAGAUUAGUUAAUAGAUUUUAAACAAAGGAAAAUCAAUUAAAAGUAGAUCUGCUUUGGAAAUUUUAAAACCACGGAAAUUUUUUUUUUCCCGAACUCAUAUUGUACGAUGGACCAGCAUGUUAUCAAAAUUAGGAUGAGAUUGUUUCAUACAUACUGAACGAACGACUGUGAAAAUACAUCGUUCGUCCAAUCAGAGGCACGAACUAUAGUACUUCCUGGUUUAAAUCUCGGUAUGAAUGAAACAAUUUAAUUUUCCUAGUCGUUUGUGUUUGAGCCUCUAUAAUUUCUUUUAUUUAGGCAACGCAGUUAUUGAAAUUUCGUGAAGCCCCUUUGGUGGUAGAAUCAUUAGCGUCGCUUGAGAAAGCUGUGCCUUCUCCUAAAGAGGAAGAUUCGCCUACAGACGGAGGUAUACCCUAGAGUAACACUCAUUCUAUAAGCCGUUAAGUCCAGAUAACAAGUAGAUUAUUGGAUCUAGGGUGUUGAAAGUGUUUCGUGAAUGUAACAAACCUAAUAAAAAAGACAGACUCGCGUUUUUAUCUUAUUUUGUUUACAACAGCACACAGUUAAGCCAUACACUGAACUCACCAUCGAUCAUGGAGAAGACAGCGAGUAUCACAGCCAAUAAGAUUACCGCAUUGUGAUAGAAUACCAAUAUUUCUAUACCUUUUGUCGUUGGAAACUAAUCUAGUGAUUAGAAUUAGUUAUUGUUUUAUUGCACUUGCCGUGGUGGUGUGUGAGAAACGCGUUUUAGAAAUGAAAUCUCAGACUAAGCGUUGACCCAUCCAAAACCUCAUCACAAUAAACCUCUCGAAAUUCUUUGUUUUAUGUCCUAUUUGCUUCAUUUUUGAUCUUCCAAUUGCUGAUUUAUUGUUAUUUUUCUAUUUGUUUGUUUGUUUUUUUUUUGUUUACAGAUAAUUUCUGGAAUGUUCAGAUAUUUACCAAACCUAGUGCUAAGUGCCAGGUAAAGUAUCUUGGCGAAAAUAAUUUGCGAAUUUUCUUUACCGACUUCCAAAAGUAGAAGUGGAUAGAAGUGUAAAUAGUGACAGUUUUCCACCUUCGAAUAUGAAAGCGAUCUUCGUAAUAAUAAAGACCACUUAAGCUAUAGUGAAAACAAGGGCUCAAAAAAUCCAGGCCUUUACGGGAUUUAAACCCAUGACCUUUGCGAUACCAGUUCAGUGCUACACCAUCUGAGCCAACAAGCCAGCUGGGAGCUGGUCAUUAUGGUGAUUCGUAAUAAACUCGUGAAAUGGUAUAUAAAUAAUUGUGAAUAUAUGAAAAUCAUAGAUGUGAACUGUGGAUUAAGAGAUGAAAGUGAUCUUCGCAGCAAUGAAGACUACUUAAGCAGUAGUGGAAAUAAGGCCUGAAAAAUUUCGGGCUCGUGCGGGAUUUGAACCCGGCAUCAAGUUUUUGAACGCAAAGUUUGAACGCAAAGUUUUCCACCUUUGAAACAAAAUUUUCAAGGCACAAGUAUCACAUUUGCUUGAGCCCGCGUUUGCAAGCGGUCAUUUGGAGCAGAUGUAAGAAGUCUUUUUUCCAUUUGAAUGACUACUGACAAUGGGAAAUUCUUGUUCCUAUGAAAUCAAAACCUUCUCUCUUUCAUUUGUCUUUCUGUAGGAACUGUCUACUCUCGUCAAUCAGAGCCUCGUCAUGAUGCAGAGUCACAUGGAAAGUAUGGUUCAGAAUGCUCGGCCACCUGAAGGUAUAGAUGCAUUAUGGAAAUGAGCUAUUUUGUCCAAAUUGAACGGAUGUCUGAUAAGUAACACAGCUCUCUUAUAUUUGAGUAUUUUUGUCCUGUUGUAUAGGAAAGUCUUGGGUGGAAGUGAUUUUAUCUGAGGUGCAUGACUUUUCCAGAGCCGUAGACGGUCUAGUGAAGGAAAUUUAUUUGGGAAUGAUAUUCCUUCAGUUACAGGUACGCUUAGAGUACGAAAAACACUUUCUAAUUUUCUAUCUCGAGAUGCGAUUAACAAGUAACCUCCCUAAACAAUUUCAAUGCACUAUUAAUGAAGAUAUACACUCUUAUCGGUAUCAGCUGGAGGUACUAUUUUGAUACAAAACCGAAUUCUCUUAAAUGCACUUUAGGCAAUCAGAAUACGCUUAAAGUUCUCCUCUUCAUGUUUCAUAUCAUAUGAUAACAGGAAGAAGCCAAACACGCCUCUCUACUGUACGAAAUUCGAAGAAGGCAGGACAUUGUUUUCUCUCACGCAGUAAGUAUUUGCGACCGAGAUAGGGUGAUACCCCUUGUAUUGACAAUAAAAAUAAUUUGUAAAACAUUGGGCCUCGGUUCUUAGCAACGCAAAGGCGCCUUCCGUUGAUUAUUUUGCCACAGUCACGUUUAAGAGACUUGGAAGCUUAUUAGAGCGAGGUCUGGGUUAGAGCUCUGACUGGGUCAUUGUGAUGUGUUCUUGGGGCAGAACACUUUCUCUGACAUUGUAAUCUCCAUUCAGGAGUUGGCGAACUGUUUCCAAACCUAACAAAAUGCGGGUGUGGGGGGGUGGGGAGUGAGGAACCCGUGAUUUACACCAAUCUCAUCAGGGAUGAUUAGGAACACUCUUAGGUCGUAUCAUGUUGUGAAGAGUAGAUAAGCUCCGGCAUUAAUUUGGAUCGUAAGGCUUAAAACAUCUUGAUUUGACUUUGGACUGGUAUCUAAUAAGUACUUUCCGGGUGUCUGUUCGCAGGUCACGGCUUUGGUGGCUGGGUUUGUUUGUAAACUUCACACAUCAUUCUCCAACGCCGUGUAUCUAAAGCAACUUGUUCAGAUUGGGUUUCUGGCACAUUUUGAGAGCCUUCUUACCACAAACGGUAUGAAAUGCUACGUUUUUUUUCAUUUGGGAUUUUACAGACAAAGUAAGGAGAAAGCCCUCUGGGUAUCAUUAAUCUCAUUUCUCUAAAUAUUGACAAUAUUGGUCAUUUCUUCACCCUCCUUUCUUGAUCUUGAGCCCGUGAUUUUUAUCGCGAAGCAUUUUGAAUAUGGCUGUCAAACAUCUGCGCAUGUAUGAACGUUGAAAAGGCUAAGAGGUAACUAAACGCCGAAAAUUGGCGCGCGGCUGGCGAAAUUUUACCAAUUUACGCAUGCCCGACGUUUGAGCACUGUAGUAGCAGUGUAAUGUCUUUAAUUUGGAUGAACUGACUUGAACCCCCAUUUUCAUGGCCUUUCAUCUUCUUACUCUCCGAAUGGACAGAUGGUUUUUUUUUUUUGCAAUAGAUGUAGGUAGCUGAAGUAGCAUCCGUGUUUGUUUACAGAUGAACGGAGAUGGCCUACAGUGAUAAAACCAAACUCAUCUCUCAUUGUGACCCUACAUCUACGAUAUACGUUAUAUCACGUGAAUGUGUUUUUUUUUGUCUCUAGGGGAUGAAAUGGGAAUGCUGGAAGACGUGUGUGUGAGCAUAAGUAACCUAACGUGCGUCAAAUUUAAGGUGACCUGUCAACUUUGUUCUUGUCGUUGUAUCAGUGCAAGACUUCUUUAAAAGAAAGUUGGUGAGAAAUAUACUCUCAAACCAAGAUGCGAAAACCCCUGCAAAAUGCUACAUUCUGUCGAAGGAAGGAAUGUACAAAGGACAUACUUCCAUGGCGUAUAAAUCUUUCGAAAGGAUAGAUAAAAAUUAAGAUUUUAGAUGGAGAAUACAGAUCUUAGGCAUAAAUUUAUUACUGCCGAGCUUUUACUUUAUUCGAUUCUCUCGAUUGCUAGAUUAAGUGAAGCGUACCGUACCUGUAGUAAACUAUUGUUUCUAUUUUAGUUCAAACUGUGUGACAGAGAAGAUGAAAUCCCAACUUUAAGUGGGAACAGGUAAGAUAAAUUUUUUUCUGCGUUUCCUUAUAGCGGAGCUCGCAGAGCGUAGCCCCAAAAUUAUACAAAAUAGUAGUAACCCAUCAAGCCGAAAAAAUUUGGAUGUACGACCGUACGACCGUACAAGGUGCUACUUUUAACAUGCGUGGUCAACUGUACCGCGGGCACGCCAACGCCACGGCUUUGUCCAGUAGUCCAGUGGUCAGUGCACUGGGCUAGUCCUGGCCGGGGCAAGGCGUUUUGCCCUUGAGACGUGCGGGGAAAAAAAUGCGAGCCCCGCUUUUAGGCUUGGCUAAAUCUAUAUAUUAGUCAGCUCAGAAUGUUUCCCGUGGAUCUGCGCAAUGACGACACAGUCAUCGCUUAGUUUCGUGGAUAGUACCAAUUUUUGUAUUUCCCGCUGUCCUUAAUGGGCCAAUCGGCGCUAGGUAGGUAGUAAUAGUAGAAAUAGCGUGAUUGUGUCUCCCCACCCGAGACAAACAGUUACAUACUUUCCCUCUAUAGUAUCAUCCGUAUUCUCACGCUUCUCAAUGACUUUGAUAUCAAAUACAAAUACGCUUUAUGAGAGAUUCUUAUUAAACUCUUAAUAUUGCAACUACAUGAAUUGAGUUGUUCUUAAUUAGGUCUUAUAUUCAAGUGAACGUGUCACUUCCGCCUGUCCACUUCCGGAGGCUGCCACGUGACUUACAGGAAGGUCGUUUAGUCAAGGUCAUUCCAGUGCUCUUUACACAGGGCAUCAAUGAACACGCUACAUUGGCUGAAAGGUAACCUUUCUAUGGGUGAUAUUUAAUGUCUCCCUAAAGAGAUUUUAGAUUGUGUAGAUGGCCGGUUGUGAGAAAAAAGAACCUGACCAAUUCAAAGAAUCUGUCAUAAACUCUACGGAGGUUAUGGGAAAGAAGGGUCCAAGAACUUCAGUAUAAAAGCUGAUUAAAGCAGUCGGUAACGGAACUUGCAUGAUGUGCAAGAGGAAAGAAGUCACAAUCUCCCAGCCAAUGGAUGUUCUGUAGUUUAUAAUGUCUUGGCAGGAUGAUAUGCAGAAAGGUGCAGCGUAUAGCUUAAUACGACUAGGAAAUCUUAUGCAGUGUAUUAAUAAUGAUUGGAGCCAAAAACGAACUAGAUUUCCAUUUUCCAUUUUUUUUCUGGGAACAUUUAUCGAAGACAUCCACCGCAAAAUAUCUCAUCCUUUUAAAUAUUUAUGUCAUAUUUGAAAAAUUCCUCUUCCAGAUUUGGAGAUACCAGUCUACAAGAAAAGAUCAAUGGUGAUAACUAUAGUAUCCUAAAUUUUUACCUUGAACAGUUCAAAGACAAGUUUCCCGACGCAAGUAAGUUGAAAGACGUUUUGAGAAUUUUGGUCAACCACAGAAAUGCCUGUCUAAUGAAACCAUGUCAUCUGUUUUCCCUUCUGUUUUCCUCUCACCUCCCUACUUCCAUCUAACUACUUCUUAACUUCCUUAAUUUCCUCACUCUCUCCCUUAUCCCGCUCUUCUACGACCCCCCCCCCUCCCUCCCCGUUCUUUCUUGUCUUGUCCCUUCCUCCCUUCUCGGCCGCCUGGAAAGUAUCUUCUUUGUUGAUAUUUAGGAUUAUUGAGACAGGCAUUUGAUUCAUUUGAUGUCUUCCUUUUUUUAAUUCCAAUCCUACCAGUUGCCUCCAGAAGGGAAGGUGAUCAUAGUGUGGAGCAGCUAAUGAAGUCCUUGAAAUCAAACAUCGAAAGCAGACGAGGGAAGAAUGUGGAUAUUCUCCUCAUCAGCGAAGAGGUACAGCGUAUUAGAGUGCAUUUUCAUUGAGUUUCGUAAAAUCAAAAUAAAAGGUAUCACAACGGCCAAUCAUAGGAAUGGAAAUAUCUAAAGAAAGCGGUGAGAACUCCAAGUAUAAACAAGCAAAUUUUCUGAAGAGGUGAUUUGCUGAGAUUGGCUGCGAUUGGCUGAAUUUAAUUGGCUUAGAGGAUGGCGCAGGUUUUCUGGACCAAUCACAUAGCGAGUUCAUUACUUUCGACACUCAAUUGAAAGUAGCUCAGUAUCUCAUUUUACAGUGGCCUGUGGGCUAUGGGGGGGGGGGGGAAGGGGGGAAGAUCACGAUCGGAUUGAAAUGUUUAAGAUUUGGCGGGGUUUGUUUUGGAUGUGGCCUUGGCUUUAACCAUUUACACCCAUUCAGGAAUACAAAUGGAUUCCGGCGAGCGAAAAAUUGGAUCGAAUUGGCAUCUGUGGAUUGUGAAGGUGGCUACAUACUCUUUGUCGUUUCAUAUAAGGGAAACUGGAGUAAGCUACGACCGAAAUCCUCGAGUGCAAGAUAGACUUUUGUAAAGUAAGAACUGGGUCUAAUGCUUCCCUAUAACGAUUUAUAACAAUUCUCUCUUCCUUUCCCACAGAUUUGUUGGAGGUUGAACGGAUGCCGUUUCAUGAGUUGUAAAAGCGCAAAAGACCGAACAGGAAUGGGAAUCACUUUGGAGCAGUGCAUGAUCCUCAAACGGGAACACAACAUGGACUCACAGUUUUUCCAGCAGGCCUUAGACGCCAUGAGAAGGUACCGUACAAGGGCGUUUCUCGCGGAGAGUGCCAGGGUCCAUGUGUUUCCCCUCAUUUAAGAAAGUAGUCAGACUCCCACCAUCCCUCUUGUAAAAUUUUGGUAAAACUUGCAACCGACGUUAGAGUAGCUCAGGGUAAUUUUCAACUGAAUGUCAAAAGUAAUCUGGGAUUGCUGUUGUCUUACGUCGAUGUGCUCUCUGAUUGGUCUAGAAGACUCGAGAGGCCCACCAUCUCAACCAAUCAGACACUUCGCUUGAACCAAUCUCUACAAUUUCACUCGUUUUCCCACGCCUCAUGAAGUUUGCUAGUUUUUUUAUAUUAGUUCUCGUUGGUUCUCUGUGAAAAAUUUCCUGUGUUCUGAUUGGUCCUUUUGAUUACUCUGGCUUUGGUUUUAGGACACAUAAUCCAAGUUCGCUGUGGCAAUUUCAUUUUGCGAACAGAACUAGACAAAGAGCACAAAUUUUGAAUAAAUAAGGUUGCUGAUUAGGGUAACAAGUUUUCUGUCUCACUAUCCGUUUUUUGAGGCCUGUAUUUCCUUCUGUUUAUUUUUUGACACAGGUGAAUUAUUUGCAGGAAUAAAAAAUUCUUUACCUCUUUAUUAACUACUCAAACAUUGGGUAAAUCUAGUUUUGCUGCUUUUGUGUUUUGUAGUGAAGGGACGAGACGAGAGAAUACAUUCAAGAACACUGGAAUACGAAGAUAUGCCUUCAAUUCGUGGCAAGUCAUGGCUUUGCCCAAACUCUAUCGACCCCCUGACGGUACUUACGGAAAAAAUGUUCAGACUUGAUAACAAGAAAGUGGAAGACAAGUCAUGAGGAGAAAAAAGACUUUAUACCAUAGUCAAUGCGUUAUUCAUUUCACACAAUUUUCUCGAACUAGAAUGUCAUGCGUUCUUCUCGAACGUUUUGUAAACUUGUCACGCUAUGCUCUCUUUAAAUGGAGCAAAGUUAUGAUACGAGAUGUCAUUAACCUUUCCAGCCAUUGAAAAUGAGCAUGCUUGGAUUGUUCUAUCUUUUUACAGAAAUAUAUUUUUUACUCGUGAUAAAAGAAAACUUUUUAAAUAUUCCCCCCCCCCCUUUGAUGCUUUCGAAUAUUUGCCUGUUGCGUCUUACUUGAGAAAUUUUUUUGUUUUUUUGUUCAUUAAUAACAAUUAUUCACCGACACUAUGGUAAAUAAUUGUCUUAGCAAAGACUUAGUAUAGACUACACAGCAACCAAAAAAUGAAUUUUCUGUUAAUACACUGAAGAAGGAAAUUAAACUCUUGACGCCGGAUUUUUUCCCCUGCUGCUCGGAGGGGAACAUUAUUGGCUAAAUACUUCCGAACCGGGCAAUCAGCGCGCGCGGAAAACACUAUUCACCUGUGUGGUAUAUACUAAUUUUGAUUAACGCUGGCGUGAGGCAAGAAGUAAAUUAGGAGGGUUUACUGAGAAAUAAAACAUUUAAGAUUCUAAGUAGACAGCGGUUGCAGUGGUUUUCUAAAUUGCAAAAAUUUGUACAUAUCUCUAUUUUCUUCACUUCCAAGAUAGUUUUUGGGCGAAUGAUUAAAAACUUGUGGAGGAUGUGAAAAUUCAUUACUCUAGGUUUGUAUUCCAAUAAUGUUUGGAGAGUAUUCGAAAAUAAAGAUUCAAUUUUCUGAAUAAUAAUUGAUUCUGCAGAAAGCGGAAAGUAAUUGUAUAAUCUGAACUGAAGCCUAUUUUCAUUUUAAAUUUAAAUGCGCAGGAAAUUAUAAUAUUAAGGAAAGAUUCCGAAAAUGUAACUUAGAAUGGUGGUAACAAACUAUAAUGAGGCUACUAUGGCAGAAAAAUGAAUAAAGAGAAGUUAUUUCACUCAAGAUGUGGUCAUUGAAUCGAAAACCCAAAAGCUAUACCUUUCACGGUAGUACAUAACCAGUACGGCUACGGAACUGGUCAUUGGCCUACGUGUAGCCUUACCCUCCCCCUCAAGGUGAAAUGUUUCUCCAUGCGGGUAAGGCAAGGCAAGGCAAGGCUACACGAAAGCUAACUGAUCUCAGAUAUCGCUUAGUGGCGGCAGUGGGGGGGGGGGGAGAUUUGGUUGUACUAUCGGAUUCCUCCUUCCCUGAGGCUCUUUAGUGUUCAACCGGUCUCCCCGUAUUAGUAGUCAAUUUCCUAUACUACCCCCUUAAACUUGUUAUGAAGAGGACUGGAAUCUAGGUUUGAACAAAAUGUCCGACGGCGAGCAGCAGGAGGAUGAAUUACUUGCCUUAGCUUCAAUUUACGACGAAAGAAUCUUUAAUCAGUCAUCAGAGGAGAAGGGAGGCCAGUUUAAUGUAUUCCUGGAGUUGCCUAAACCUUUCAAACUGAAAAUACAAUCUAGAUCUCUACCAAAACAUUCUACGAGGAAGGAGAUCGAAGCUUCCAAAAAUACUGCGGACGCAGCGCAAAAUACCAGGAACUACGAGAUAUUAGAGGCAGAAUACCUUCCUCCGAUUGUGUUGAAUUUUAGAUUCCCUGAAGAUUACCCUUCGAGUAGUCCUCCACUGUUUACGUUAUCAUGCAAGUGGUUAACUGUCUUUCAGGUAUUACAUAAUAAAGGUUUUUUUGGGUUUGUUUCGUCUUAGGUGGAAAUGUAUUGGAUCAAGAGAAUAUAAGAAGUCUCAACGUUUCUAUAGGCUUAUUUGAAUGUAUUAAUGCGCCUUAGAGGCUUUCACAUCAGUGAAAUCAUUUAAAGUUUACCUGACCAAAGACAAGGAGUAUUUGCGAUGCUCUCUCGAGUCUUGGUGACUCUUUAUUAAUUAGUUCCCUAUAUGAGAAAGACACUAACAAGGAGGGAAGGCUUUUGAAAUAUUCUUAUCUUUAAGUCAGCUGUUAAGAUGCUGGAAAAGUCCUAGAUGACUGGGAUUUCAUUAUUUCUCAAAGAUCUUAAAUUUUUCUGGCCUCUGAAAACUCCUAACAGAACACAUCCUUGAAUUGACCAGGAUGGUGGAUGGUGGAUGGUGGAUGGUGGGGGUGGGGGGGGAUUAAAUAAAAUUCUGAAUGCCCAGGUUUUUGUUGCAUCCCUGAUUAUUGCGGUAAUAGAUAGUUGUUCAAGAUGCACACAUAAACUUCCGUUUUUGACGUACAACUUUGGUGUGAGGAAAGAUUUUAGCUUGGUACCAAGCAGUUGCUUAGUUCUAAUCAUGUUGCAUUCAAUACCAAAAAGUAAAGAAUGCUGCCAUUUGGAAAUUUCCUGAAAUCUCAGCUGGGAUGUAGGGGAAACUUGGAAAUCAUUUGGGGGAGGGGGGGGCUUACUUAUUUGAUGUGCUAAUCAAAAGUGUGGUGAAAUCUUAGUAUUUUUAGUAAAUACUACUACUUACAGUAAUUUAUGUGUUUAGCUGUCCAAGUUGUGUAAAUGUCUUGAUGACAUUUGGGCUGAAGAUGAUGGAGGAGAAGUAAUCCUUUUCAGAUGGACACAAUUUCUCCUCGAUGAAACUCUGACAACGUUAAAUGUUGGCAGUCCAUUCCCUUUGCAGUACAAGAGGGCCCAUGCACAGAGCAACAAGAAAAGAAGAGGAGAUCCAAGAGCUUUCCAAGAUGUUGCCUCACACAAUAAAUUGGUUGGUGCUAUUUUAGAGUACAACCAACAAGAAAAGGAAAGAGUUUUUUGCAGCAGCUAUUUUACAUGUAAUGUUUGCUUCAGUGAAAAACCGGGAUCACUUUGCAUGGAAUUCCAUGACUGUGGGCAUGUGUACUGUGUGGAUUGCCUUGCAGGCUACUUUAAGGUACAGAUUGAGGAUGGGGCAGUGAAAGCGCUGAACUGUCCUUCAGAAAAGUGUGAAUCUCAAGCUUUGCCCUCUCAAGUUAAGCAGCUUGUUAGUCCUGAAUUGUUUGCAAAGUAUGACAGAUUUUUGCUACAGUACAGCCUUGAUGGAAUGGCAGAUAUAGUUUACUGUCCUCGGCCCUCAUGUCAGACUGCUGUCGUGCUAGAAAGUGAAUCAUCCAUGGGUGUUUGUCAAUUGUGUUCCUUAGCAUUUUGUGCAUUUUGUAAGCAUACUUACCAUGGGGUUUCUCCUUGCGAAAUUAAGGGAAGUGAUGCAAGGAAGCUAACAGAAGAAUACUCUGCAGCUUCCAGGGAAGACAAAGAAUUGUUAGAAAAACGUUAUGGAAAACGAAAGCUUCAGAGGUUGUUAGAUGAAGUGGUCUCAGAAGAAUGGCUAGAUGCUAAUGCAAAGCAAUGCCCAUGUUGCAAAGCAAGCAUUCAAAAGAUUGAUGGCUGUAACAAAAUGACAUGUCUAAAAUGUCGGACAUACUUCUGUUGGCUGUGCAUGGCAAACCUACCACGCAGUAAUCCAUACCAGCAUUUCAACUCUCCAGGUAGUGGCUGUUUCAACAGGUUGUUUGAGGGUGUUGAUGUGGAUGAGGAUGAGGACGAUGAUGACUGGUGGUUAUGAAUUCACAGAUUAAAAUCACUCUUAUCAGUGAAUCAAUAGCAUUCCAAUUUCUGUUCAAAACAUUUCAAAGAACACCUAGUUAGAUUUUGUUUAAAAUUUUCAUUGAUUACCUUUGUAGAAGAUGAAUUAAUGGUAAACUAGGAUGUAAGAUUUUUUUCCUUGGUUAGCUGUAGAAUAGAAAAAAUAUUAUCCUAAGUAAGAAAUUGAAUAAAAACUGCAAACAGAUGUAACAAAAAUGGUAGUUCUUCCAGCCAGAUUGUUGCCUGAAUUUUUCUAAGAUACAUGAUGAGUUGCAUGUAACAAAGGCU